Messenger RNA from Vollenhovia emeryi, 1264 nucleotides. It is a transcript of the gene Unc50, whose product is annotated as protein unc-50 homolog. The transcript is spliced from 6 exons. The record is from RefSeq and is a predicted model, not a curated record. Gene Ontology annotation, cellular component: Golgi membrane. NCBI's taxonomy places the organism in Eukaryota, Metazoa, Arthropoda, Insecta, Hymenoptera, Formicidae. The coding region runs from base 162 to 965 and encodes 267 amino acids.
UAGUCGAGAGGGCGGCAGUGCCGAGGCAGUGCACUUUUCGGGCUUGUCAUAAUACGCGAACGUAACCUGAAAGCAUUCCCGGGCGGAUAUUUAUCGAGGGCAUGCCCCUCGUUCGCCGAGGGUGAUCGCGCGAGGUUUCGAGCUGUCGAGAGGAACCGAGAAUGAAGUAUUCCACCUCGCCGCCGACGAGCCGGUGCCACUCGCCCGUGCCGACGGAAUUUUCGUCCUCGUUGCCGACGCCGAUCGUUUACAGGCACAACUGCAUGGGCGCGGCGACCAAGUGCUACAAAUAUCUGAGAAAACUACUCAAGUUCGAGCAGAUGGAUUUUGAGUUCGCCGUCUGGCAGAUGAUCUUUCUGUUCGUGGCGCCGCAGAAAGUGUACAGGAACUUCCAGAACCGAAAGCAGACCAAGUCGCAGUUCGCGCGGGACGACCCGGCGUUUCUAGUGCUGGUUACAUGCUGCAUCUGCAUAUCCACCGUUGGUCUCGCCAUAGUACUGAGUUUACGAUUCUUCCAGUUUGUAAAGUUGUUAUUUUAUAUGGUGUUCGUCGAUUACAUAGCCGCUGGAUUGUUAACAGCGACGUUACUUUGGUUUAUAAGCAAUCGCUACUUUAGGAUAGACAGGACGCAAGACGUCGAGUGGGGCUACGCGUUCGACAUCCACUUGAACGCAGUCUUUCCUCCGCUAAUCAUACUUCACAUCUUGCAGUUAUUUGUGUACAAUGCUUUCAUAAACAACGACACGUUCUCGGCGCGAUUUCUUGGGAACACCUUUUGGUUUCUAGCCACGAUCUAUUACAUUUACAUCACGUUUCUCGGCUACGCGAAUAUCGAGAUACUCCAUAAAACGCAUCUGAUAUUGUCGACUCUACCCGUAAUGCUGCUUAUGUACAUUACCACGUUAUGCGCCGGUAUCAAUAUAAGUUAUUUAGUCAUGGAAUUCUAUCGUUAUCGGGCCCUGUGAGGCAUCGGAUCUUUGUCGAGCGCGUAUGAAAUUGGAAUAACAACCUAGCCGCAUAGAAUCCCUCUAAUCUGGAGUCUACAAGGGAAAGACUUCUACUUUGGAGUCUUCUCGAUCCUCGCUCUUAAUUUACGUGCUCCGUUGCUUGCUUCCUUGUUCUACGAUGUUAAACAGCGGAGCAGGGAAAAUUCUAAGAGAAUUUCAUUAUAGAAUGGAGCAUCACUCUAAGACUCUUUAGGGCCAGUUUCACAAACGUUGGUUAACUGUUAACCAGAGUUCAGUCAACGCCCUAUCUUUUUCUA